Molecule: messenger RNA, 894 nt
Organism: Glycine soja
Lineage: Eukaryota; Viridiplantae; Streptophyta; Magnoliopsida; Fabales; Fabaceae
Exons: 2
Coding region: 133-594 (153 amino acids)
Source: RefSeq, a predicted model, not a curated record
UAGUAGAAUUUAGGGGCGAAGAAAAAAGGCAGCUUUUAUAUUCCCCCGAUAAAGUCCUCUUGCCUUCCUAAUUCCUAAAUCCAAUCAAUCAUAUUCUCUCUCUCUUCUCUCAGAUCUCACUCUCUCUCCUCAAUGCCCACUCUCCACAAAUUCAAGUUCCUCGCCACCCAAUGCGCCGUCGCCGGCAGCCCCACCCGCAGCCCUACCACCAGCCCCAUCAUCCACCUCCGCCGCCGCAAGACCCUACGCAUGUUCCUCGCCCGCCGCCGCUUCCGUCCCCCGCCGCAAGAUCCGCCUCCCCUCCCCGACUCCGAGGCCCGCGUCCGCCACAAGCUCAAGGACCUCUUCGUCUCAUCGCCACCGCCUCCUCCCCUCAAGGACGAAAAAACAAUCUUCCACCAUCAGCAGCAGCAACAACAACAACAACAAGAUCAGCACGAAGAAUUCCUCCCUAACUCCGCCGUCAGCGUCCGGUUCCGCGCCGGAUCUCCCUUCCGGCGCGGCGCCUCCGCUCUCCGGCCGGUAUCGUCGGUCUUCCGCUACCGGUUACUGAGAAGAGCGUGGCGACCCGUGCUUGUCACCAUCCCUGAGUAGUAGAUUUUUCUCUCUACUGUUAUAACUCUGUGAAAGUAAUCAAUGCAACUAACGAUUGCCGCGUUCUGCAACGAAACGGUUAUGAUGCGACGUCGUAUUAUCAAAUUUCGUACUUUUCGUCUUCGGUGGAUAUUAUUCUUUCGGAAUCAUGGAAAUUAUUAACGAAUUAUAAUUAGUGUGUUUGAACACGAUAUAUUUAACGUGGAUUUUUCACGUUUAUUUGUAAUUUUUUUAUAGCGAAAACACUUGCUUAUGUAAAACAGUAUGAAAAUACGGAAUGAUAUUAUAUUAAAAUUUUCA